ACUAUGUUUUCCUACCAUUAGCUUUUACAGACAAUUCAAAUAAAGAAGGGAAGUCACUGUUGAGUGUCAUGGAUUUUGGAGGACAGUGUGCAUAUUAUGCCUGUCAUCAGGUUUAUCUCAGCAGAAGGGCUUUCUAUCUACUGGUGAUAGAUAUGUCAAAGUCGUUUAAUGAAAGGAUUGACAGAAGAUUUUGUGAUCAGGAGGAAACUAUGUUUGCAGAUUGGACUUAUGGAGAAUAUCUCUUGUUCUGGAUGAAAUCUAUCCAUAUGUAUUGUGCUGAAGCUGCACCUGUAAUACUUGUUGGGACUCAUCUUGAUAAAUCUACAGGACAGACCACCGAUUCGUUCUACAAUAGUAUUAUUAAGCAUCUACGGUUUGAUAAAAGCCUCAAGAAACACUUGGACAGAAAGAGAUGCUUCCUUGUAGGAUUUCAAAGCAAAAAUGACCCUUCCUUAGAUGAUCUUUCUGAACUGAUGAUUUGCAUCGCUUCAAUUGCAAAAGAGGAUCGAUGGAAGGAAACUAUACCAACUGACUGGGCGCUGGGUGAAUCCACCCUCAGGUACCUCAGAGGACAAAACCGUCGAGUUAUUUCGAAGAAAGACUUUCAGAAAGAAUGUUUUGGUAAAAUCUAUGAAAAAUAUAAACAAGUUCCGGAUAUCUUAAAACUCUUCCAUGAAAUCGGGGUAAUUUUGAAUUUUAAAGAAGGCGUUCUUUCUGAAACUGUUAUAGUUGACAUCCAGUGGUUAGUCGAUGCAUUCAAAAAUAUCAUAACAGAUUUGAACCACGUCAUGGAUGUUGUGGAAAACAAUGAUGAUUGGCAAAAUUUUUACCAAAAUGGAUAUCUGUCGGACUUGCUUUUGGAAGGAAUAUGGUCAACUAAAGGUUUCAAGGUUGGAACAUUUAAAUCCACGAUCCUUCAAUACAUGCAGCGUCUUGGUCUGCUUGUUGUUGGUGUCAACCAGCACUACAUACCGUGCAUGAAUAAGUGUACCUUUAAUUUGAUGCCGCCCAUGAGGACAGUUUUAGAAGGUGGGAAAAUAAGACCUCAGUGCUUGUUCUUAGAUUUCAGUUUCUUCCAUAUUUCAUUUUCUGUCGCCUUGUUGUCGCCUGUAUAACAAGAACAGAUGGAGAAUUGGGAUUUCUUUACGACCAAGGAUUACGUCUGUUUAAAGACGUCGCUUGCUUCGCUUACAAGGAUCACAAAGUUGGUGUUGCUGUAACCCAUUCAUCGAUACAGAUCCAGGUAUUUAAACCUGGUAACUCUAUUCUAGAAAAGAAAGUUACACUGGAGGUACGUAGUACCAUAGAAAGGCUACUGAAAGAACUCUCAGGAACUUUUCACAAGGAGAUAAUGUACACUGCAGGAUACCAGUGUUCCAUGAACGAAGUGUUUAGAGAAUACGACGGGUGUUUUGUUGAGGAGACAGAAAUUUACAGGAAGGGUCAAAUAGAUUGUCCAAGACAUGCGUUGUUACAUCAUCGUGUUCUCUGCGAAUCAGAUUUACUGUAUUACUGGAAGCAGGGCUGUAAAAUUGAAAAUCCAGAGAAUCCAGUGGCUGCUUUACGUCAAGACAAUUUUAUUGUCGCUUAUGAAGAGGGACUGCGAAAAUUCAAUUUCAAGACAUUUGAACAACUGACAAAGGUUGGACGAGAUGCCCUUCAGAUCUACUUCGAUAAGAAAUUCCCAUUAAAGGACCUUGUCAGCAUGUCAUCGAGACAAGCGAAAGUGAAGAAAGCACUUCGUCUGAAUGAUGAUCAAUGUGCUAAAUUAUUUCCAGCUAAUAAGUCCAAUCCUUCCUCAGAAAUGUUUGAUGUGACGAUGAUGUACACGAUGUUACGUAAUCGUAAUCCAAGUAUACAGGCCCCGACUAAAGGUUGGGGAAAGACUCCGGAAACAUCCGAUACAAGAUUGACAGAUGACGUAGAAAGGAUCCGGAUUUACAGAAAUGAAAUUGGGCAUGCAACGGAAGCAACAAGUAAAUUAGAAAAGAAGGAACUAGAGGAGAAAGCAAGAGAUCUCAUGCAGGCGAUUCUGGGGUUGAGCAACGGAGUUCUGAAACAAAAAAUGAUGAAUGUGUUGGAAGGAAGAACAUAGCAAAGUCACAUGGAUGGCAGAAUCUAUGAAAACAGUCAUCUUGCAAGGAAAACAAGACCUGGUUACCAAGGCUGAAGAAAUGACUGACGUCAAAAAGAACUUGUGUGUACAAUUAAAGUGAUCUUUCACGAUGUAAUUCUGUUGAUUAUUAAUCAUCAGAUAGGAAAACAAUGCAAUUUAAAUGUACGAUACAUGUAUGCUUUUGAUAAAUGAUGUGAAUUAUCAUGGAAAUCGAACUUUAAAAAAAAUGAUGUCAAUUGGAAAUAGAAUUUGAGCAUUUAAAAAAAAUAUGAUGUGUAAAUAUAUUAAUGCCCAAAAGAUUCAAGUAAGUUGAGCUAAUACAAUGUAAAUGUACCUGUGAAAUGUGCAUAUUUGUCACUAAGAACAUACUAACAACAAACCCAACUUAUAUAUGUUCAAAGUCAUAAACAUGCUAAAAUGUCAAUUUAAUGUAUAUUGAUCAAAUAUAGCUGAUAUGAAGAAAAAGUGCAACAACCUAAGUUUUCACACUCUAGUAAUUGUGCUUUAUUCGAUAUAUUUCAGGUAUUUUUUCAGCAUGCAAUAUUUUGUGUUAUUUUAAUUUUAA
Molecule: messenger RNA, 2681 nt
Organism: Saccostrea cuccullata (small rock oyster)
Lineage: Eukaryota; Metazoa; Mollusca; Bivalvia; Ostreida; Ostreidae
Product: probable serine/threonine-protein kinase roco6
Exons: 8
Coding region: 1352-2095 (247 amino acids)
Source: RefSeq, a predicted model, not a curated record